GGCUCCGCCCCUAGCGGGCCUGGCCCUGCCGGCAGUUGGGCGGUGAGGAGUCGCGCCGCUCCCUCCCACGCAGUGCACUCAGGUGGGACCAGGAACUCUCUCGCCAUGUCCGCAGCGGAGGCGGGGGGUGUUUUCCACAGAGCCCGGGGCAGGACCCUGGACGCGUUUCCCGAAGAACAGGAAAAGGAAUGGAAAGGCCCAUUCUACUUCAUCCAGGGUGCAGACCCACAAUUUGGACUGAUGAAGUCCUGGUCCACUGGGGACUGUGACAAUGGUGAAGAUGAGUGGGGGCAGGAGAUUCGUCUCACUGAGCAAGCCAUUCAGGCCAUCAACAAGCUGAACCCCAAGCCCAGAUUCUUUGUUCUGUGUGGGGACCUCAUCCAUGCCAUGCCAGGGAUGCCCUGGCGGAAGGAGCAGACGAAGGACCUGCAGCGGGUGCUCAGGAACGUGGACAGCGACAUCCCGCUGGUCCUAGUCAGCGGCAACCACGACGUGGGCAACAUCCCCACGCCCGAGACCAUCGCGGAGUUCCAGGAGACUUGGGGAGACGACUAUUUCAGCUUCUGGGUCGGGGGCGUCCUGUUCCUCGUCCUCAACUCCCAGUUACUGUACGACGCCUCCAGGUGCCCUGCCCUGAAGCAGGCCCAGGACCAGUGGCUGGACCAGCAGCUGAGCGUGGCGGGGCAGCAGAAGUGCCAGCGCGCCAUCGUCUUCCAGCACAUCCCCCUCUUCCUCCAAAGCAUCGACGAGGAGGAUGACUACUUCAACCUCACCAAGCCCAUGCGGAAGGAGAUGGCAGACAAGUUCAUCAAAGCAGGUAUCAAAGCUGUGUUCACGGGCCACUACCACAGGAAUGCUGGGGGUACCUACCGGAACCUCGAUGUCGUGGUGUCAUCUGCCAUCGGGUGCCAGCUGGGCAAAGACACCCACGGGGUCCGAGUCGUGGUGGUCACCGCUGAGAAGAUCAUUCAUCGGUACUACAGUUUGGACGAGCUGAGCGAGAGGGGAAUAGAAGGUGACCUGAUGGACUUAAUGAAGGAAAAGUGAUGGCCGUUAUGACCCAGUCACUUCCACUGUCUUUUAAUUUUGCCAGAAACAGCAGCUUCUGAAUAAAGAAGUAUCCAGGCAGAUUUGUGAAUUUAUGUCCUUUGCAUAAAUCAGAGAGCUGGGUCCUAUUCUGAAUUACAUUUGAAGUAGAACUGCCUUCCCUUUAAGAAAGAGAAGGGGCUGGAGGAGGGUUGGAGCCUGGGAGUAAGAGAAUAAAUGAUGCUGGAAUAUCUCUGUAUGAGUGUGUGAAUAACCUUUCCUAAUGAUGUGUUUCUCAACUAUCUCAGAUUCUCUGUUGUUAAAUCAAAUUGUUUUCUCGCAGUUUAUGGUGAGUGUCUACCUGUGGACCUCAAUCCCAACUGGUAUCCAAGUGUAAUCUUGGGUAAUCCUCGAACAAACUGCAUCUGAUCAGUUAAACUGUAGUCAUGGCUCCGACACUUGGCAACAGGAAGGUCAUCUCCUCUCCCUCCUAACAAAGCAGACAACUCUCCUCCUACCAGAGCUGUGCAGGCGCUCAUUUCCACACGGAGCUGUCAGAUGCCGAGGCCUGUGCUGGUGAUGCAGACGGUACAAGUCAGAGCUGAGUUUGCCUUCUUGGUGACUAGAAAAGUCACCUUUGCACAUACAUUAGCCAUCCACAAAAGUCUCAUCCAAGAGGCCAGGACCAGAGCCCUAAAGUCGCCUGGCGCACGUUCUGAGUUUAUGCCGUUCACACUGGAUGCUGCAGGAACUCCACAGGUUGCUGUCCUCAUGCGAUCAGAAUGACUCUCCACUCCUGAGACGCUUCACUGUGUUGACGUUGACAGGAAAAGUGGGAAUUGAGACAAGAGUUCUCAAAAGAAUCAAAGCAGAAAUUUCGGUGGGGCAAAAACUGCUUCCAGCCGCUUUAAUGGAAUUGGCGCCGCCUUUGAUUCACUGCCCCAGAGCAGGCGAGCGAGGAUGGUGAAAAUCGGCUGUUUCCAUGCCGUCUGCUUUGCUGCGUCUUCUCCGCAGCUCCUGACACUGUGCUAUUUCAUCCACAUGGUCUGCUCUGCAGAUGUCCUGAUGGGCAGGGAACAUGGGUUCUCCCAGUCCUGCCAGGAACACCCCACAGCGUCACGCAGUAGCACUCCCUCACCCCGAAAUGCCUUCAACAACCCGCUGCUUACAAAUGAACUGCAAAACCCAUUAAGACUCUUGUUAAAAAGUGUUAGUCAACGUAGCAAAACCAUGAGAAAGUAAAUAGAAAGAUAAUUGGAUAUGUAAAUUCAUAAGGAGCAAAAGACAAGAAGUUAAUUGUACUAUAGAUCGGUGACACACUAGCUCAUUGUUACGUGGCCCAGGAAAAUUAAAAAUGUUCAAAAUUA
Myotis brandtii (Brandt's bat) is the source of this 2393-nucleotide messenger RNA. RefSeq names its product calcineurin-like phosphoesterase domain containing 1 (gene CPPED1). The record is from RefSeq and is a predicted model, not a curated record. Bases 106 to 1047 code for a protein of 313 amino acids. NCBI's taxonomy places the organism in Eukaryota, Metazoa, Chordata, Mammalia, Chiroptera, Vespertilionidae. Gene Ontology annotation, molecular function: hydrolase activity. The transcript has 4 exons.